AUAUUUGUAAGUUUAAUAUUUAUUGGGUUCGAAGAUCAGGGAAGAAUUAUAUGGGCAUAAUUUACUCCCUUCCAUAAUUAUGUGUUGGGAAAAUCACCUCAAUUUUCUAGCGGAAGCAAUAAAUAAUUUUCCCGUCUUUGUGUUGUCAAAAUGGGCAAAAUCAUAUGACCAAUCAAGAAUAGCAAAAACAACGACAAGCAAUCAAUCAAGCGAUAAACGAACACCAAGAUUUAACGUGGAAACCCCAAAUCGGAGAGAAAACCACGAAGCCUUCCACUAAUCACCAAGAAAAUCAGUGGGUACACCAAGAAUCUUCUCUAAAUCAAUUAGAGGUACACACAAUCAUCAAGUAAUAACUUGGAACACCAAACAACAAUAAUCUUCACUAAAGAGUGAGAAAUUCCCAAUAAAAACGCAGCAGUAAACAGAGGCAAUUUUACCGACAUCGAGAGGUCAAAACAACAAUCCCACCGUCGGAUAUGAAGAAGAGGAUCUCAGGAACAACAUACUAAAAUUUCAUCCCGAUCGGAGCUCGUUUAGUCGUCGAUCGGAGCACAAAACCAGGCUGCACCUCUCUUUUUCUCUCUUCUUCCUUCUCUCGGUUUUACUCUUUUUUCUUCUCUGUUUUUCUGCUGUUUUUUCUUCUGCUCGUGGACUCCCGGAAGCGAGAAUGGUGCAAACAAGGAGCAACGUCCCCACCACCAGCCAGGUAGUUUGCGAGGAGAUGGCGCCGGGAAGCGGCAACGGCACGGGCGGCAUAGGCUCGACUCCGGACGCGGUCCAGGCGCUGUUCGGCUUGAGGGUGACCGCGGAGCAGCUCCAGGCAGCCGUUGCGGCACUUUCCGCCGUGGGUGGGAACGUGCCCGGCGCCGGAGUUGGCAAAGCUCCGCCCAAUCUCAAUGCCGAACACGCUGCCACUUCCCAACACAAGGGGAAGAAGACCCGGAGGAGUAAGAGGAGGCCCGGCAAGGCCCCGGCAAUCGAGGAGGUGAUUGUGGAGGACGUCCCGGAUGAGGAGGACGAUGAGUCCAGCGAGUGCCGAGUGUCAGCCUUCAGGCGCUUAGGAGGGGAAGAGACCCGGGUGUCGGCCUUCGACAGGCUCGACCGCGGACCGGAAGUUCGCCCGGGCGACCUCCGCCGACAAAUAGCCGAAGGCAGGCGGAGGCAUGCUGAGGAGUCCGCAACAUCGGAUGCUCGCUCGGCGAGGUCCGAGCGGAGCGGAGAGAGGCGGGAGGAGCGCACCCAGCGUCGCCAUAGCCCGACGAGAACUGAGAAGACAAAGGUCUCUGACCAAGGAGUGUCUCGGCUCGCACGUGAGGUUGCCGAGCUUAAGCGCCGAGUGGAGACCAGGGCUCCCUACAGCCAGCCCAUCUUGCGGACGGUAACCCCGUUCACUCCGAGGGUUAUGUCGGUCCCGCUGCCGGCAAACUUCCGGCCGUGGCAGAUCAAGGCCUACAACGGAACGACGGACCCCCAAGAUCAUUUGUCUAAGUUCUAUGCUUCUAUGGAAGCGGCGGCUGCCCCGGACGAGGGAACUAUUGACGAUUGGGAUACACUGGCGGAGAGGUUCUUGACGCAUUUCGCGGCAAACCGAAGGCAGAGGCUCCCUUACUCCCACCUGCUCAACAUAUGCAUCCGCAAGGGAGAGAAGGUCCGCGACUUCAUAGUCCGGUGGGAAAAGGAAGCCAGAGACGUGCAUGGGGCGGAUGACCAAGCGUUGGUGGCCAUGUUCCAAGCAGCCCUUCCCCGCGGAGAAGUGAGGAAGGAGCUCCGCAAGAAUCCUCCCCCCACGUACCAAGAGACCUUGGCGCGCGCUAAGUUCCUAGCCUCGGAGGAGUUCGAUGAUGUUCCCGACUCUGAGGCCGCGCCCGCCAAGCGAGCUCCCGCAGACUCCGGAGAGGCCGCGAAGAAGAGGAAGAAGAAGAAAGAUUACACCGCGGGCCCGAGGACGCCUUCGGCUGCCCCAUCUCGGGGGCCGCCGGAAGGAAGAACUUGGAGAAAGCCGGCCGAACCGGUCGCGGUGGCCACGCAGGCAAGGAACCCCGAGAAGAGGCACAUUGGGCGAGAGUGUGAUGAUCUAGACGAGGACGAAGCCCAAGGAUAUCCGGUGGGAUUCAUCCAUGGAGGAAACAUCGGCGGGGACUCCUCCUCUCAAAGGAAGAGGUGGAAGCAUAUGGCCUUUGUUGCCAAGGUCCAUCAGGCGCCGGUGCCCAAGCUCGGAAGGCGAGAGCAAAUCCAGUUCACGGAGAAGGACCUCCCGAGCACGCUGAGCCCCCACCGGGAUGCCCUAGUCGUGAAGAUUGAAAUCAAUGACGCCAUAGACCUCGGCUUGGACCGCAAAGACUUGAGGCCCGUGCGCACUCCUCUCUCCGGGUUCACGGGGGACUCCAUUGAGGCCGAAGGAGUCAUCACCGUGCCCGUGAUAGUAGGGGAUGGGGCGCACAAGGCUGAGCUGAAGAUGGAAUUCAUGGUUGUGAGCAUCAACUGCGCGCACAACAUGAUCCUAGGGCGGCCUGGCCUGGAGGACAUGGAAUGCGUAAUCUCCCCGUAUUACUUGUGCAUGAAGUUCCCCACCCCGUCCGGGAUUGGUGUGGCGAGGGGAGAUCAGAAGUUAGCUCGAUCGUGCUACGUCCGAAUCACGAAGAAGUUGCCAAGGGACGAGACGUUGGUCGUGCAAGCACAAGAAGGGGAGCGGAAGCUAGAAGCACGACCGAAGGCCGAGCCCUCCGAAGAAGUCGAGGAGGUGCUGCUCGACCCUCGAACACCCGAGCGGAAGGUGAAGGUCGGGAUCCCAAGGUCAUAUGCCACCGCUUGGCAGUCAAUCCUGAGUCUAGGCCAAUAAGACAGAAGAAGCGAUUCCUCUCGUCCGAACGGAGGGAGUUUGUUU
Molecule: messenger RNA, 2887 nt
Organism: Cuscuta campestris
Lineage: Eukaryota; Viridiplantae; Streptophyta; Magnoliopsida; Solanales; Convolvulaceae
Source: the annotation of a GenBank genome assembly